CGGUUCAAAUUUUUUUUUCUAAAGAGCUUAUUAUAUGAAUCGACGGUCAGCAAAGUAUCUCUUGAUUCAAAUCACUUUUAGCAUUUUUGGCGUGACCAUGCAUACCCCCCCAAAAAUUUAAAAGAACAGUAACAAGGUAAUUACUGAGUAACUGUGCAAAAAACAGAGUUUACACAACCUCGAACGUGAAAUUUAAAAUAAAGUUUACAGUAUCUCGGACAAAAAACUUUCGUUACAAAUGUCCGGCACCUACUCAGGUCCCUCCUAAUAGUCCUACAAUACAACAAGUCAUCUAUCUUAUUUUAGCGGUCCUGUAUUAUGCGUAGCAAUGAAUCCAUCUGGUGAACAAUGUUAUAGUGGUGGAUUAGACUCAAUGAUUGUUGUAUGGAACAUACCAAAUUCAGAUAUAGAUCCAUAUGAUGCAUACGAUGCAAACGUAUUAUACAAAGUAUUAGAAGGACAUACGGACGCUGUAUGGCGCUUAGCAAUUUGUGGACAAAAAUUAUUAUCCUGUUCUGCUGAUGGAACUGUCAGAUUAUGGGAUCCAAAUAUCAAUAAUUCAUUACAGUCGACAGUCAAUACUAAUCUAGAAGAAGGAAUACCUACAAGUAUCGACUGGCUUGCACAAGAGACAAAUCAUUUUGUUGUAUCUUAUGAUAGAUUGAAAUCUGUUAUCUACGAUGUUGAAACAUCAAAAGUCUUGUUACGUCUUGAAAAUGACAUUCAGUUUCCAGAUUCGACUUACCGAAUCAAUAGAGUCAUUAGUCAUCCCUCUCAGUCAUUGAUUAUAACAGCACACGAUGAUCGAAAAAUUCGAUUUUUUGAUAGUAGUACAGGAAAAAUGGUACAUUCGAUGGUCGCUCAUUUGGAUGCUGUUACUUCUUUAGCAAUCGAUCCUCAACAAACAUGUCUUUUAUCUGGAAGCCACGAUCGUUCAAUUCGUUUAUGGAAUUUGGAUAGUAAAAAUUGUAUACAAGAAGUAACCGCCCAUCAGAAAAAAGAUGAUGAAUCUGUCCAUGAUGUUGCAUUUCAUUAUUCCAAACCUUAUUUAGCCAGUGUUGGAGCGGAUUCUAUAGCAAAAAUAUAUGCAUAA
This is a messenger RNA of Didymodactylos carnosus, 1093 nucleotides long. NCBI's taxonomy places the organism in Eukaryota, Metazoa, Rotifera, Eurotatoria, Philodinida, Philodinidae. The record is from the annotation of a GenBank genome assembly.